Messenger RNA from Thamnophis sirtalis, 378 nucleotides. Lineage: Eukaryota; Metazoa; Chordata; Lepidosauria; Squamata; Natricidae. The record is from RefSeq and is a predicted model, not a curated record.
GCAUUUCUAUACUGAUUCCCUCAUUUGUGAUUGUAAUCUCAAAUGGAUCUUAUCCUGGGCUACAAAUUCCUCAGUGCGGAUAUCAGAGGAAACCGUUUGUGCUUUUCCAAGGAGUUUACAAGGAACAUCAUUUCGCAAUCUGAAAGAAAAUCAGUUGAUAUGUGCUGGUCCAUUGGAGUUGCCUCUUUUUGAAUUGAUACCGUCACAGAAACAGGUGGUUUUUCAUGGUGAUCGCUUGCCAUUUCAGUGUACAGCAACCUACCUCGACAUCACGACACAGGUGCAUUGGUAUCAUGACGGCCGCUUGGUUGAAACUGAUGAGGAAAGAGGCAUGUUUGUGGAGGAGGCCAUCAUACAUGACUGCUGUUUAGUUACGCG